AGCAGCGGAUCAGGUCUGUGGACAGGUGUGCAGUUCUGUGUUUUUUCUGUCCUCACUCCUCUGAUUUCAGAUUCUCACACUGAGCAGCAGGGGGCGCUCCAGGUCCACCGCUCAGCUUUGUUUGGCAUCUCCGGAUGAAGGCUGAGCACUAACAACCAUGACAGAGCGAAACAGCUCACAUGUGACCAACUGUGAAAAACACUGAGAUGAUUUUUUAUUACAGGAAGUGAAAAAGGAAAAGUAAGUGUCAGCGACCCUGGAAAUCAUGUGACUCACUGGUAUCACUAUAAAUAUAACAGACAGAUAUCAACUUAUGUUCUGUCUGUGAAGGCUCUCAGUCAUACAGGCCGUGGUGAUCUAAGCUUGGAAGAAACGCGACUGGACAUCUUGUGAAGACUUUUCAUCACAAUCAGGAUAUUUUGAUAAUCCCAAAGGAAAUUAUGUAUCCGACAAGCUUCUUCAGUUCCAAAAGCAAAUGAGUCCUAAGGGGGUCGCUGACCCACUGUUGAUCCUCUGCCUAAUCACAUGAGCCAAGGUGUGAAAACAGGUGUCACUAUCAGCCAACGUUGUGAAACCUAGCCUCAUCCUAUCAUGUGACUUACUGAGGUCAAAUGAUCCAGGAUGUGAGUGGGCAUUAAGGCGUCUGGGAAGGGUCUCAAACUGGAUUAUAGAUGGCAGACAGUUGGUGUGGAAGCCCCGCCCUCUGUCCAAAUAUGGUUGUUCACAGUAGACAUAGAUGCUUCUUUCACUCCUCUUUCAAACCAUCUGUCUUCUCUGUCCAACAUCUGCAUCUAAACCUUUGACCUUUAGAUGCAGAUGUACAGUUGAGUCUUGUCCUGUGGAGGUGGCUCUUCUAUGUUGUGGCUGUUUGGAGUCUCCAGUGUAGUCUGAGCACUCCUCGCUGCUCUGCACAGCUACGUUGUUGAGUUUGUCUUUGUGAUGAACCAGUUUGUGUCUUUGUGUGUUGCUGGGUCAGAAGUACACUGGCAUGUCGUGCUUGGAGAAGACUCUCCUGAAUGUCUCUGAUAAACCUGCUACAUCAGUGAUCACAACGAUGUUCUGUUUCUCCAUAGUUGGUGUCUGAUCUUCUUUACUGGGGAUCGUUUUUUCUAAUCCACUCUGAUAACCUUGCUACAGUCUGUUACUGUUAUUAAUACUUUACUUUCACUUUGUUUCAUAGCUUUUGAAACGUCUUGCCCCAGCUUAGUUUUUCCUAAAUUGUAACUUGUGUCCUCACGCUGAUGUGAAACAGGAAGUGGUUUAUGCUGAGCAGGUCUGCACACAGAGGGGCAGACAGGCGCAGGAGUGCUGCCUCUCACUCAUAUGUGGAGACUGAAGUGGGGCCGGUCCCGAGGGUGACGGCUGUUAUUGGUGGCCCGGUACAGCAGAGGAGUGAGCCCUCGCGCUGUCACAGAGGAUCUCUGUGUGCACAGCGCUGCAGCACACAUGAAAGUUGGAGCUGCACGGUGAAGUUUCGCAGAAUCACAUGGGAGGAGGCUUCAUCACAGCUCCGGCUCAUCAGACGGCUGCUGGUGACUUUCUACACUUUUCUUCAGGUACGGUUCUUCCUCUAUGGUUGUGAGAUGUAAAUCUGCUGCUUUCUGUGUGUUAUUCAGAUCAAUAUUCUAACAUAUUGAUCAGCGUGCCUCCAUCACACUCAAACUGAUUUAUGAAGAGUCUGUUUUAGAGUUUCAGAGAGUCCCUCGCACCUACAGUUACAGCAUGUCAAAGGAAAGACGUUUUUCUACUUCACUCUGAUUAACAGUACGUUUCUCUUUGGCUCAGGUGGUAGAGCCGAUCAGCUACUGAUCGGAAGGAUUAGUUUGUAGAAGCUGAGCUUGGAAUCAUGAAGGAUCAGAACUUAAACAAGGAUGUGAUGAAGAUCCUGGAAGAAGCUCCUAAUGCCAGAAAAGCUCUGAGGGAAAACUAUGACAAUCUGCUCAAUGUGGCCGACUACUGCUACAACAACUACAUACAGGCUGGUGAGGGCAGUGUGAAGGCAUUGGAAGAAACUAAAAAGUUCACCACCCAAUCACUGGCCAGUGUUGCUUACCAGAUAAGCACUCUGGCCAGUAGCGUCCUGAGUCUACUUGAUGCCCAGACCAAUCAGCUUCGCCACAUGGAGUCGUCUAUCAACCUGAUUGGUCAGACCGUGGACAUGCACAAGGAGAAGGUUUUCAGGAGGGAGAUUGGCGUGUUCACGGCGGUGAGACGAGUCCCGCGCAGCCACAAGAUCCUCCCUCCCACCAGCAUGCAGCCACGCCCAUCAUACAGCCGCAAGCCAAUCAACUACCAGCAGCUGGACAGUCUGGGCCACGGCAUGAAGGUCUCUGGGAAACAGUCGGACAAAACCGGAACGAUCCGCAAACACGGCGCCUCCAUCAGGUCCAACAAAGCUCCAGAGGCAGUCCAGUGCCCCGUGGUGCCCCCUGCUGGCGGCUCCAGCUUUGGGAAACCUGUAGCUCCACCCACCAUCCCCACCACCUGGCAGGCACCGCCUGAGGCUGACAUCAUCACCACGCUGCUGGACGAUGCCCCACCCCCUCCUCCUGCUCUCAUUGAGAUGCCAGUUCCAGACGGUGCCUUGGCCUUGCCUCCCCCACCUCCUCUUCCUGGUUCAUCGGGAGAUAUAUUAGCCCCCCCCCCUCCUCCUCCUCCCCCCCCUCCACCUUUUUCAGGCGCUAGCACUCCACCACCAGCUCCACCUCUCAGCCUUGAGACAGUGGUGGAAGAGAACAGUUUUCCCUGUGCCUCUCUGCCUCCUCCUCUUCCUCUUUCUGAAGACUACGGCUUUCCUCCGUUGCCCGGUGACACCGCAGACCUCCUGGCCCCACCCCCUCCACCUCCACCUGACCAGGAGAUAGACGUGACCCUCCCAUCCAGGAGGAGUCGCCGCCGUCGCUCACCCCCGACCACUCGCUCUCUCUCUCUGAGGGUCCGCUCAGGCCCUGCCUCUCGCUGCCGCUAUACUCGCUCUCUGUUCCUGCCUACUGUCCAAUCACUCAUGAUUCCCCCGCCUCCCCCCUAUCCUCCCCCCUGUGCUCCGCCUCGUCUUUCCUCCUCUUCAGCUCGGUUCUGCUUACCUGCUCGUCUCGAACACCUGGAUCUGGAGAUCCCAGCCCCACCUCCUCCGCUCUCAUUGGAUGAUAUGGCAGGGUUUGAUGACAUACCGCCCCUCCCACCUCCGGUGGAUUAUGACACCAAUGCCCCUCCAGAUUACAUUGAGAAAGUGAGGGCGCUGUACAGCUAUGAGGCUGUGAAGCUCGAUGAGCUGUCCUUCACCGAGGGCGACAUCAUCUACCUGACUCAGCGCCAUGACGACGGCUGGUAUCAGGGCAUCCUGAACGGCAGACAGGGCUACUUCCCUGAGAACUACGUUGAAUCAUGUGGCUAAAUGAAGCCCCGCCCCCUCAUGUUUAACAGCCCCACUGUAGUGUCCACUGAAUGAUUGUUGAUGUAGGGUAACUUGUUGCACACCUCGGAUCAGGUAGACUUCUGUGUUCUUAGCUUCUGAUUGGUUUCCCCACACCUGACUCAUUAACCCUUUGAGCGCUCGUAUAAAUCCUGUGAUUAAUGAAAUAAAGUUUUUUUCUCAAAGCA
This is a messenger RNA of Oreochromis aureus, 3600 nucleotides long. It is a transcript of the gene abi3a, whose product is annotated as ABI family, member 3a. NCBI's taxonomy places the organism in Eukaryota, Metazoa, Chordata, Actinopteri, Cichliformes, Cichlidae. The record is from RefSeq and is a predicted model, not a curated record. Gene Ontology annotation, cellular component: lamellipodium. Gene Ontology annotation, molecular function: SH3 domain binding. Bases 1847 to 3394 code for a protein of 515 amino acids. The transcript is spliced from 12 exons.